AGCGCUACGCAGCAAAGCUCAGGAUGGCUUCAUGGAGUACGUCAGAUUCUGAAGAUGCUUGCGAGGGGUGGAGCCUGAGCGAGGAGUCGGUCGACGGCCUCAGCUCGCUCUCCCCGGAUGACGAGGCUCAGGAUAACAUGGAGUCGGGCAAGAUGGCGCCUCCUCCCAAGAACGCUCCGAGAGAUGCUUUGGUGAUGGCGCAGAUCCUGAAGGAUAUGGGAAUCACAGAGUAUGAACCGCGGGUCAUAAAUCAAAUGUUGGAGUUUGCCUUCCGCUACGUGACUACAAUUCUGGAUGAUGCAAAAAUUUAUUCAAGCCAUGCUAAGAAGCCUAAUGUUGAUGCAGAUGACGUGCGACUGGCCAUCCAGUGCCGUGCCGACCAGUCUUUUACCUCUCCUCCACCAAGAGAUUUUUUACUAGAUAUUGCAAGACAGAAAAAUCAAACCCCCUUGCCACUCAUUAAGCCAUAUGCAGGACCCAGACUGCCACCUGACAGAUACUGCUUAACAGCUCCAAACUACAGGCUGAAAUCCUUCAUCAAAAAGGGACCUAACCAAGGAAGACUAAUUCCUCGCUUAAAUGUUGGUGCUGUCAAUAACAGACCUACCACUCCUACUCUAGCUACAGCAACCCCACAAACAGCGCCUGUUCCAAAUAAAGUUGCAACUCCAGGAUCAGUGACAAGCCAAAGAUUCACGGUGCAAAUUCCACCUUCUCAGUCUACACCUGUCAAACCAGUUACUCCAACAACUUCUGUUCCAAAUGUUCUGAUUAAUCCUUCAAUGAUUGGGCCGAAAAAUAUUCUUAUUACUACCAACAUGGUUUCAUCACAGAAUACUACCAACGAGUCAAACCCAUUGAAGAGAAAACAUGAAGAUGAUGAGGACGACAAUGAUACCAUGUGAAUAGUCUAGAUGCAUUCCCAAAGUGAAAUUGUUUUUGAGCCUAGAAUACUGAACUAGAACAUUCUGUAUCUUAAAUUUUGUCUUAGAAGAAAUGUAGCUGCAAUAUUUUUCAUAUUAGUUAAAACUGUUGGAUUUCUUUAAUAAGAAUAUGAUUCUUACUAGGCUUUCAAGUACUUGUUUCUUAAUAAUUUUAUUAACAUUGAGGCCUACCAUGGCAUUUUGAGAAAUCAGAUUUUUACCACGUGUCACUGACAAUCUGCCUAAUCUUUAACAGCUUAAUUUCUAACCUGCAUUUAAAUAUUGCCUUCUUUUGUAAGAUAAAAGUCACUUUUAUUGUUACUAACUUUUCUGACCAAAUUUCUCAAGAAACAUUUUUGGGUGGGACAGAUUUAGGAUUAUAAAUCCAUUUUGAUUAUAUUUUAACUUGCUUCUUGGUUCUAGCUUUCCACCUCAAUUCCCUUACGAGAUCCCAUCCAUUUUUUGUACCCUUACCCUAUAGGUUUUAAGUUUCUUCCUGUUGCUCUUAAAUUCAAAAGGCCAUAAGUGGAAUUUUUAAAAUACCAUUCUUGGUAAUGCAACUGUCAUUUUCAUAUUUUGAAAAUAUGUUCUACAUGCCUCCUGGUCUGUGGUUCAACUUUAACCUGAAGCUUUGCAUUUGCUUUCUGUUUCUGAAUCCAAAGCAGAGCAGUUGAACUUCGACCCUUGCAUUUUAUGCUUGUUAAGCUUUAUUCUGCUUUGACAGGUAGUUCUAGGUCAGUUACGUUUGUUCCAGGGUUCUAUUCCAAGUUGA
Molecule: messenger RNA, 1695 nt
Organism: Ochotona princeps (American pika)
Lineage: Eukaryota; Metazoa; Chordata; Mammalia; Lagomorpha; Ochotonidae
Gene: TAF9B
Product: TATA-box binding protein associated factor 9b
Exons: 8
Coding region: 24-905 (293 amino acids)
Biological process (GO): DNA-templated transcription initiation
Cellular component (GO): transcription factor TFIID complex
Molecular function (GO): RNA polymerase II general transcription initiation factor activity; protein heterodimerization activity
Source: RefSeq, a predicted model, not a curated record